UUGGGCCCUGGUUCUGAAGACACCGUCCAGGGACCGUGGCCCCUUUCUACCCACCCCUCCUUCUGCUUUUUUUCCUUCCCUACUCUGGCAGGAUGAGGCGUGCAGGCCUGGGUGAAGGAGUACCUCCAGGCAAAUAUGGGAACUAUGGCUAUGCUAACAGUGGGUAUAGUGCCUGUGAAGAAAAUGAGAGACUCACUGAAAGUCUGAGAAGCAAAGUAACUGCUAUAAAAUCUCUUUCCAUCGAAAUAGGCCAUGAGGUUAAGCAUCAAAAUAAAUUAUUAGCUGAAAUGGAUUCACAGUUUGAUUCUGUAACUGGAUUUCUAGGUAAAACUAUGGGAAAACUGAAGAUUUUAUCUAGAGGGAGCCAAACAAGCUGCUGUGCUAUAUGA
This is a messenger RNA of Neofelis nebulosa (Clouded leopard), 389 nucleotides long. RefSeq names its product BET1 homolog. The record is from RefSeq and is a predicted model, not a curated record. Gene Ontology annotation, molecular function: SNAP receptor activity. The transcript has a single exon. NCBI's taxonomy places the organism in Eukaryota, Metazoa, Chordata, Mammalia, Carnivora, Felidae. Bases 93 to 389 code for a protein of 98 amino acids. Gene Ontology annotation, cellular component: Golgi trans cisterna; SNARE complex. Gene Ontology annotation, biological process: vesicle fusion with Golgi apparatus; endoplasmic reticulum to Golgi vesicle-mediated transport.